This is a messenger RNA of Paracoccidioides brasiliensis Pb18, 1494 nucleotides long. RefSeq lists its product as uncharacterized. The record is from RefSeq and is a predicted model, not a curated record. Gene Ontology annotation, molecular function: RNA binding. The transcript is spliced from 7 exons. Bases 1 to 1494 code for a protein of 497 amino acids.
AUGGCUGAAAACGCCCCACCCACCACUUCUUCCACUCUCCCUCCCCCUCCCCAACCCUCUGCAGGUGCCCCAGGUCAACAGCAGCAGCAACAACAGCAAUUCGAUGGGUCCCAGGGCAGCAACAACAGUCAGGGUGGCAAUCCCUCCCACAUGCCUCCUCCACCUCUUGCUCCAGUCGUCAUCCCUCAGAACACCAACCCGAUUCCCACUGCGAUCACCUCCCCCAAUGUCAGGCAAUAUGAUGUCACCUACUUCCGCAGGUGGCUUUGUGCGUCGUGCGGCUCCGGAACCAAACAAGCGCGCCCUAUCUUUGAGACCACCGGGCACGUGCAGAGUGUCAAGAUCAUUCCCGACAAGAAUAGCAAGGGAUUGAACUACGGUUUCGUUGAGUACGACGAUCCUGGUGCCGCUGAACGAGCUAUGGCUACCCUCAAUGGACGCCGUGUGCACCAAUCCGAAAUUCGCGUCAACUGGGCCUACCAAUCCAACAGCAACAACAAAGAGGACACAUCAAACCACUUCCACAUCUUCGUAGGCGAUCUCUCUAACGAAGUAAACGAUGAAGUCCUUCUCCAAGCCUUCUCAGCGUUUGGCUCCGUUUCCGAGGCUCGUGUCAUGUGGGAUAUGAAAACCGGCCGCUCGCGUGGCUAUGGCUUCGUCGCCUUCCGUGAACGUUCUGAUGCAGAGAAAGCUCUCAGCUCCAUGGACGGCGAGUGGCUGGGAUCCCGCGCCAUACGCUGCAACUGGGCCAACCAAAAGGGUCAACCGUCCAUCUCGCAGCAGCAGGCUAUGGCUGCGAUGGGUAUGACGCCCACCACUCCCUUCGGGCACCAUCAUUUUCCCACACAUGGAGUGCAAAGUUAUGAUAUGGUUGUUGCGCAAACGCCGCAGUGGCAGACCACUUGCUACGUUGGCAACCUUACGCCGUACACGACGCAAAAUGACCUUGUGCCUUUGUUUCAGAAUUUCGGUUACGUUGUUGAGACGCGCUUCCAGGCUGAUCGCGGGUUUGCUUUUGUGAAGAUGGAUACGCACGAGAAUGCCGCGAUGGCUAUUUGUCAGUUGAGCGGGUAUAACGUUAAUGGACGCCCGUUGAAGUGUAGCUGGGGAAAGGACCGCCCGCCAACAGGGCAGUUUGAAGGAUACUCGCCUCAGCAACAGCAGCAGCAGGCCGGCACGCCAACCUUCAACUCCAAUACCUCGCCUUAUUUCCCGCAAUAUAGCGGGCCGAGCGGUCCUAUGACUCCCCAAGGCGGUGCCGUCCCCUCCCCCUCCUCACGCGGCUGGGACCAACAAUCCGCCCCCUUCGGUGGGCCUGGUGGUCAGGGUGGUUAUGGGGGCCAUGGUCGUGGUGGACAAGGGGGGCAGGGGCAAGCUGGUUGGGGUGGUCAGCCUGGCGGGCCUAAUGGGGGUGUAGUUGGGGGUGGAGGUGUAGGUGUAGGUGUAGGUGGGGGUGGGGGCUUUGGGAAUGGGUUUGGGGGUUAUCAGGGAUGA